Molecule: messenger RNA, 2444 nt
Organism: Caenorhabditis elegans
Lineage: Eukaryota; Metazoa; Nematoda; Chromadorea; Rhabditida; Rhabditidae
Gene: ceh-92
Product: Homeobox-cysteine loop-homeobox domain-containing protein
Exons: 10
Coding region: 60-2249 (729 amino acids)
Source: RefSeq, marked reviewed
GCACAAAACAAUUUUUUAUUCGAAUUUUUCGCAACUUUUAAGUGAUUUUCCACCAGAAUAUGGAGAAAAAUAAGGAAAAUCCGCUUGUUCCAUCAGAAGAGAAUAUCAUCGAAUGGUGUGAAAAAGAAGCGCAGCGGCUCGAGCGUAAAAAGUGUGAAGCUUCAGAACAUGUGAAGGAGGAGCAAAAACUCUCUGACGAUGACGAAAACGAUUUCCAUUUCGAGGAGUUGGAAUCUCCUCCACCACCCAGAGAACCUUCACCCAAAGCACAGGGCUCCCUGUACAAAUUCCCCGGAGAUCUACGAUAUUUCAAAGAAUUCAAGCAUCCAACAAUCCAGCAAAUGAUCUACAUUUCCGAGGAUUCUGGAUAUCGCUACGAGAGAGUUUUCAAUCGAUUCUGCGAACUUCGAAAGCUCCAAGGUCUAAAAUGCCUUCGAAAUGACACGUGUCGCCGGGUGGCCAAGUACUUUUCGCCGCUUACCGUCUAUGAUGGAGCCGAUGACGUUACAGCUCGCAAUUUAAUGCUCCAAUACUUCAAAAGAUUCAAUUACUCAGGGCCUUUGCCCUCUACUGGGUGUAUUCACUUAGUUGUAGAUCGCCUGGUCUUGCCGCCUGAUUUAAUUCGAGAUUAUUACGUGAAUUGGUACAAAUUCUCUGACGAUGACACCAAUGAUCAGAAUUCCCAAUUUGACAGCACUGAGUGGCCAUUUAAUGUGUCUGAUGAUUUCGAGGAUGGAAUGAUUCCUGCCGACAUGGAUACAGUGCAAAUAGACCAUGAUUAUGGAAAAUCGGAGCACGAAAAACGCGCCGAAAUCCUGAAAAUCAUUCGAGAUCGGCCGGAUAUGACUGUGGCGGAGGCGAUCAGCUUGUGCCCAAUUUACGGAGUCGAUUUGAGGGAAUUGCACGCAACAAUUCUCAAAUUUCAAGAGGAUGAGGAAGAAACCGACAAAACUCAGUCAGAAGCUGAGGGCGAAAAUUCGAUGGAUGAGGAGUUUGAGACGAUUCAACAAAAUUUCGAUGAUAAUGACGAUGAAGAGCUAUUCGUAGAUCACGAGGAAGAAGUGACAUUGGCCAAUGAAUUCCCUGCAAAAAAUAAUGAUUUUCCGUCGGAUUUUGAGCUUUUCAAUCGAAAUCGUCAUCCAACAAUUCAGGAAAUGAUUGGAAUUUCGUGCAGAACUGGCGUCGAUUAUUCGCGAGUUUUUCACCGUUUUCAAGAAUUUCGAGCAAUUUUAAAGGAACAGUGCCCCUCCACUGAUGAUCCGUGUCAAAAAGUGGCAAAUUUGUUCGCUGCUGCCGGCACAGCCGCUCAACCAGAACGCACGGAAAUCGGUGACUCGGUGAUGGAGAUUUUCGAGAUUCUCGGCUCGGCUGGACGUUAUCCAAAUGAAGGAUAUAUUCAUGUGGUGGCGGAAAAAUUGAAUUUGUCGCCUGGAACUGUUCGAAAGUGCUAUUCCGAUUGGCUUAAUCGAAAAAACGCCGAAAUUCAAUCUGGAAGUGGGGAAAUUCGCGUCUCGGGACAACUGAAUCGAGCGAAUCCUGAUGAAUAUCUUCACAUGCUAAAUUCGACAUUUCUGAAAAAUUUUGAAAAGCUCUCCAAUCUCGUCCAGGAGCCUCCACGCCGAUCUUUGAAAAGGAAACGGGUUUCUCAACGGGACGCCAACUUUUACUACUACGAGGACGAUGACGAACCAGAAUACAAAAAAGCAGAAACCGAAGACGAAGAUAUAGAUGUUGUAGGCCUAGAAGGCAUAGAUCAAAGCCUGCCAGGCCCCCACCGGAGCACCUAUAUGCGGAGUCACUCAUUCCCAGCAGAUCUCGAACUUUUCGAGAAAAACCGUCAUCCGUCGAUUCAGGAAAUGAUUCAUAUCUCCGAGUGUUUUGGAAUUUCCUAUGAAAAAGUUUUCAUUCGAUUCCAAGAUUUACGAUCGAUAGCUAAUGAGCACUGCGAGCCAGAAGAUAUUUGUGAAAAAGUCCGUAGAUUUAGUCAAAUGUACCCGAAAUUGUCGGGCAACCUUGACGAGAUUCCGGCUUUGCACGUGGAAUUUGAGAAGCUCGUGAGAUUCGGAGGCACCCAGCUGCCCAUUGGAUAUGUGCAUUUGGUUAUGGAGAAGGUUGAGCUCGAGCCACGUGUCAUUCGAGAGCAGUUUAUGGAAUGGUUUAGGCGGAGAACCAAGAAUCCGAUGUCCCGCCGAUCCUCAUCACAAUCAGCACAGCCUAAAAUUUGUCGAAAAUUCAAAAUUUCUAAAUAAAUUUUUUUUUGAAUUCCCCCCCCCCCCGUUCUCAUAUUUAUUGCCCCUUUAUCCCAUUUUUUUUGUUGAAAUUUUGAAAAUUUUUCCUCGUUUUUUCCCCAUUUUUCCUGUUGUUCUGCUACCUGGUUUAGAAAUUAUUCGAAAAAAAUUUUUUUUUUUCGAUUAUAAACAUCUCACGUUGAUCAUUAUAAUUUU